AAUCAUGGUGGAAGGGAUAUGGUGUAUUGUAUGCGCUGUGUGCAGUUUCACGGAUAGACACGCGUGAGAAUAAAGAAACGGACUAUCCAAAUGCGGCAAAUUUAAACAUUUGCACGGCGGUAAUUUUGAACAAUUUCGAAGUGACAGCUCGAGAGACCAAAAUGAGUACUUGUCAAGUAAAAACAUGUAAAAAUGAUCAUCGAAAAAAAGAAUUCAGAAAUGUACAUUUUUAUCGCUUCCCAAAAGAGAAAGCGUUAAUGUUAAAGUGGAAAGAAGCGUGUGGAAAAGAAAAUGUCGACGUUAAAAAUGGGCGUAUCUGUUCCGCCCAUUUUGAUGCAGUAGCGUACAAAGAGUCUUCAUGGAUGCGACCCCUUUUAGGCUACUCACCGCCACAGAAAAGAAAAUUAAAAUCUGAUGCGGUGCCCAUGCUGAAUUUAGAAUCAUCAAUCAGCGAAGAUCUUGAUGAAUCUGCAAUUACGCCAGGUAUUGCGAUGAAUACAAUACUGCCUGAGGAGCAGAUAGAAGUUUCAACUUCAUGACACUCAUUAAAUUCGACAAGUUUCAUCGACAUUGGCGCCAGACCACUUUUCCACGCGCCACCCUGUACAUUACGCGUGCGUGGUAUGAGCGUAACGAUCCCUUGUAAGUGCGAGAGAGAAAGGAGGACACGGAAAGCGAAAGGAAGAAAGAGAUGGAAAAGGGAGGAGAAAGAGGGGUGAACGUCUCGCUCGCCGAGGGGUGUCGCGGGGCAACAGAUGUCCUUCCGCAUGACGCACGCGGGGUGGUCGUCCCUCGCGGAGAGGUAGUCUCGCGUCUGAUGGUGUCUGCGUGCGUCACGUCGCGAAACUGCGGAGUGUGUGACUGCGUCCUCGCGAAGAAUCAACCAGGUCAAGGAUCUCAUUAGACGGAACAACCGUUCGUCUGCGAAAUGUACGCGUGAAAUGUCGCUGGACGUGCGCCGCGCGGCUUUCUCCCGACGAAGGGCAUUCUCUGGUUAGCGCGCGAUGUGCGAGGUAUCGAAGAGCCAACGCAGGACGUUCCGGGACCAGGACCCACCGCGAAUAUGCAACAAGAGCGCGGAGAACCUGCUGCGAGACGAACUCGAAUUCUCGCGCUCGACCCCGAGCUCGCCGACGACCCUCCAGCGCGCCGCCAGCCUCGAGAAGUGCUUCAGCGAGCCUGAGUUCUUCCAGAAGCAGCGCGAGCUGCUCUCAAAACACGAGCAGCGGUCGAAGGACGGCGACGGUGAGGAAAGCGUCAUCCCUGGCUCUGUACGUGUGGACGACGAUUCCGGGAGUACGGCCGCGAGCAUCGAGGAUCUCCCGAAGAAAUUCCCCGCCAAAGUGCCUUCCCCUUGCGAGCAGGCGAGCGAGGUGAUUACUAACGGUCUCAAGUGCGACUCGGACGACGUCGACGGUUUCACAAACGGAAGAAAAAUGGCACCGGUUCUGGGCGUACCGCCUCCACCACCACCGGCUCCUCACAUGGGACCAGACGGUCUGAUCUUGCCAAGGAAACCAUAUAACCCUUGCCUUAUCUCCACUAAUCAUAAAGACCUUCACAGGGAGUUACUCUUCAACCAAAAAAUCGGCAAGAACGUCUUGAACCAGAAAAGUGAGUUGCAACGUGCUCUGGAGAAACAGAGGGAAGCUGUAUCGAGGAGGGAAGCUGAGAGGAUCCGUGAGGAAAGCUACAAAGACGAUCCCAGGACUGCCUUGCAAAGGGCGAUCGAGCAGAGAGCAAGACACAUUCAACUAACGCAGGAGCAAUCGCGAGCGACGACGGAGCCGCCGAGCAACCUUCUGAUAACAGCGAGAGCGAAGCUGAGGCCGCGCACCGAGUCCCAGUGAAGUUGGUGAAGAUCGAAGGUCGCGCAAACCGAUGUCGCGCCUGGGUGAAGAGGACGAUCCGCUCGAAUGGGCGGCUCAUAAUUUCAUCCUUCAGCGCCUUAUCGAUUGCAAUCAGUGUACAUAUGCAUAACCCGAUAAGAUUUCUUUGACACAAGGAUUAUUAACGGCGUCAUUUGGCGCGUCGAAAGACGCGUGUUGUAACAGGCGUUAGUUCUUAAUAUUAGGCGUUAAGAUAACACGAUGGAACGUAACGAGCGCGCAUUUGAUUGCUAUCACGAGCAGGAUCGCUGGGGAUCUAUCUCGAGGAACAUUUCGUGGAUGUUUAACGCGUCAUAUCGCCGCGCCAUCCGUCGUAAAAUCAUUCCCAAACAACACAAAGAACCAAAAUGACAUCGUGUCUUGAAAAUUAAAGACUAUCUUUAUGACGCGCCAGUUUAGACGCCGUAAAUUAUAGUGUCGUGUGCGAAUUAUCCCGGAUCAAGCGGCACGCAAGUGGUUCUCAUAAAACGCAUAUCGGGUAUCUCAAUGUACAAUACAAUCAACAACCAACCACGUGUCUUCGUUUAAUAGUAGAUCAGUCGAGCUUAGUAUGCGUUUGACGACCAAUUAGUAUGUCAACACGUUAUUAUAUGCGGUAAUCGCGGUAAUCCAAUUAUAUUGUACGUGCUAACGUUGACUCGGAUACAAUAAUCGACGUAUUUUUUCUUACGAGGACGGAGAUUUCGUCGCGAAGGUAUCAGCGACGGGAUAGCACAGUAGAACAGAUCGACAAUAGAUAGUAGUUGUAGAUUGACGGCGAGAUAACGCGAAAGAAUUUAAUUGUGGAUGAUGUUUGCCGAUUAUUCAAAUGGGAAAUUGUCUCUGCUCUGAGCCUUUGAUCUUGAGCGAUAUUAAAUUUUUUUUUAAUUUGAGAAUAUUCAAAUUAUGUCAUAAAAAUCACCAGUGGCGGAUAUUUGCAAGGAUCGCUCUCGAAAUAUUUGUCUACACACUGAUAAUAAAAUCUAUCGUUUCGUUACAGACAAAAUAAUAUUCGUUUUGCGCCGCGUUUAGGAUUAAUCGCUCAAGCAGGAGUCAUGAAUCGCGAAUGCCCGGAUAUCCUCGAUACGUAUCCACGUCUGUGUAAGAGUUCUCUUCGUGUCGAAGGCGAUCCCUUCCCUUCUCUCCAGAAAGUCACGACGAUGUUUUCCAUGAUCUUCGACGCGAUUUCGGGCACGUAGAUAGAAUGUAUUUUGUACGAAGCUUAGAUGGUGGCAUUACUUUGUUUUCAUUUUCUUACAUUAUGAAAUAAAUAAACUCGUUCACGAUAAAUGUAGGACCGAUUCCGUGAAGCUAACAUGCAACUAAUCACAUAAUUCAUUGUUAAAAUUACCGAUUUGUCGCGAUGACAUCUGGAUACAGUGAGCAGCUAUGAACAGAUCAACUGGAGCUUAACAUUAUUUUUAGAUAAUCUCUGAGAAUUGAAUGACAAAAUUAUAUCGUUAUGAUUACAUGAAAGUGAUGCCACCUGAAAGUAAAAGUAGUUUCCGCUAGGAGACAAGAGACGAAUAAAGUCAGGACUCCGCGGGACCAUGUGUUCUUGUACUUCGUUACACGGCAGUAAGACAAAUCUGACAUCUGCCUUGCAUAGUAGCAAUUAUUAUUAAUCGUAUUUAAGUAUCGACAUUAAAUUUAACUAUAUUUUGUGGCUCAUUACAUUUGACGAAUCUUACAAAGGUGCGCAGUAUCACUAGAUCGAAAAUAAUAUAAACCGUUAAGUUUGUUACAACUUUAAUUUAUCAAGCGAUCCACACAAAGCUCUUAUAAUAUAUAACUCGCAUUUAAGAAAAUAUACCCGUAUAUCCAACCAAUAGAGGAGCCACAAACGGAAGAUACUUUCGUUUUCUUUUUGUACAGUUGUCACGUGUAUGUAUAUGCUAACUUACGUUUGUCAUAUUUAGUUUAACAUAAAUUUAAUCAAGAUAUUCAGGAUCUUGAGAGAGAUCGUCACAAUGAUAAAAUCUCGGAUUCCAAAUAUAUUUUAUUCAACACUAAACAUCAAC
This is a messenger RNA of Trachymyrmex cornetzi, 3889 nucleotides long. RefSeq lists its product as uncharacterized. The record is from RefSeq and is a predicted model, not a curated record. The transcript is spliced from 9 exons. Bases 1005 to 1850 code for a protein of 281 amino acids. Lineage: Eukaryota; Metazoa; Arthropoda; Insecta; Hymenoptera; Formicidae.